GGUACUGACGAGCGUUGGGCCAGCCCUCUCCAGGCCCCUGCAGCCGGAGUGGCAGUGGCGGGGUAUGGGAGCUGGGCGCGCGGGUCCCUGCCAGCUCUGGUGGGAAUUUCUGCAUCGCCGUGGGCUUUCCCCACAGCGGUCACAUUCUCUGGAGUGGGACACUCACAACUGAACGAACGUUUCCAGGACCGGUUGCUUUCGACCUCCUGACCUUUCCCGGUGUCCGAGCAUCUCUUCUCAGUGUAAGCACAGCAUGGGGCCAGCGAGGGUCCCGGUAAGUCUAGAGGACGAAGCACGGGGACUCGCAGUGCGCCCUGACUGCACAGGUAGAGGUUGCAGCUGGCAGCGGUGCUACUGAUUCGCCUACAUUUUUCUAUGUGGCAGUAACAUGUUCCCAGCGCUGGACGCAGAGUUGAAGCAGGAGGUCGGUACACUCCCCUUUCCAAAACUUCACAGAAACUUAAUCCUAGACCAAAAGGUUCAUUGUGGUGGCCUGCUGGUCCAACUGGAAGAUUGUUUUGUGUUUGGCUUUUGGGGAGGUAGGUAGGUAACGUGACCUUGCUGUGUAGCGCAGGUUGGCAUGGAACUCACUCUGUUGCCCAGCCUGGCCUUGAACUUGCUCCUCCUACCUCUGUUUCCCUGGCGCUGUAAUUCCUAGUGUGCUCUACACCCGCUAGUACUCCAGAUCUGUUAGAGACAGCAUAACUCGAUAUUUGCAUGGAUUGUUUUGUUACCGUAUCCUGUGAAGCAUGUUUGACACUUGUUGCUAAGAAUUCAGUGUCAUCUGAAUGACAUGUUCUGCUUGAGAAUACCUUUUCUUUCAGACUCUUCCUGAUCCCUACGAGGAUUUUAUGCACCAUCAUCUCCAGUAUUAUGGAUACUUUAAAGGGUUUCUCUGUGUAGCCAUGGCUGUCCUGAAACUCACUCUACAGACCAGGCUGGCCUUGAACUCAGAGAUUCAUCUGCCUCUGCCUCCUGGGAGUAAAGUUGUGCACCAGCACUGUGAGCCCAGAAAGGCAAUCUACCAAAUUCUGCUGCUCAUCAGCGUGUUUGGAAGACUAGUCCUCGGUACAUGUUGAAUGGCUCUUUUGGAGAAAGAGACAAUUUGAUCUCGGACACCUUGGAAAAAGAGACAUUUCUAUAUUCACUUAUGCUGAGUUCACCACUUCUUAGGAGCAGGCAGCUUCUUUGUGAUGAACUGGAUGAAGUGAACCCGCGUCUUCGAGAACCCCGAGAGCUCUUGCCAUUUUUCUCUGGCCGAGGGCCACUGCAGGCUCCCAGGUGGCCGAUAGAGUGUGAGGUCAUCAGGGAAGACAUCCAUCAUAUUGAGUGGGUUCCACCUCAGCCAGAAUACUUCUAUCAACCUACAGGAGACGAGAAGAUGCCUGAGGUUGUGGGAGAAGAGCAAGGCACAGUUGUCUACCAGUUAGAUUCAGUACCCACAGAUGGUGCCUACUUCACCAGUUCCAGAAUAGGAGGCAAACGAGGGAUUAUCAAGGAACUUGCUGUUACGUUGCAAGGGCCAGAAGAUAAUACCCUGUUGUUCGAAUCAAGGUUUGAGAGCGGGAAUCUGCAGAAAGCUGUCAGAGUAGGCGUCUAUGAGUACGAACUCACCUUGCGAACUGACCUCUACACAGACAAACACACCCAGUGGUUUUACUUUAGAGUUCAGAAUACCAGAAAAGACGUCACCUACCGCUUCACCAUUGUGAACUUGCUGAAGCCCAAGAGCCUGUAUGCGGUGGGCAUGAAACCUCUUAUGUACUCUCAGCUGGAUGCUGCCACCUACAAUGUUGGCUGGAGGAGAGAAGGCCAGGAAAUCAAGUACUACAAGAACAACACGGGUGAUGGGCAGCAGCCCUUCUACUGUCUCACCUGGACCCUUCAGUUUCCGCAUGACCAGGACACUUGCUUCUUUGCACACUUUUACCCUUAUACUUACACUGACUUGCAAUGCUAUCUCUUGUCGAUCGCAAACAACCCCAUCCAGUCUCAGUUCUGCAAGCUCCGAGCUCUAUGCAGGAGCCUAGCUGGGAACACGGUCUACUUGCUCACCAUCACCAGUCCAUCCAGGACCCCUCAGGAGGCAGCUACAAAGAAAGCUGUGGUGUUGAGUGCCAGAGUCCACCCUGGAGAAAGUAAUGGCUCCUGGAUCAUGAGAGGAUUUUUGGACUUCAUCCUUGGCAACUCCCCAGAUGCCCAGCUCCUCAGGGAUAUUUUUGUCUUCAAGGUGAUUCCCAUGCUAAAUCCAGAUGGAGUGAUCGUGGGGAAUUACCGGUGUUCAUUGGCUGGAAGGGACUUGAACAGACAUUAUAAAACCGUUCUUAAGGAUUCUUUCCCUUGCAUUUGGUACACCAAGAACAUGAUCAAAAGACUUCUGGAAGAAAGAGAGGUUCUCUUGUAUUGUGAUUUCCAUGGGCACAGUCGCAAGAACAAUAUCUUCCUGUACGGCUGUAACAGCAACAGUCGGAAGCACUGGCUGCAUGAGCGGGUCUUCCCUUUAAUGCUAAGCAAGAAUGCGCCAGAUAAGUUCUCUUUUGACAGUUGUAACUUUAAGGUCCAAAAAUGCAAAGAAGGAACAGGAAGAGUUGUGAUGUGGCGGAUGGGCAUCACAAACAGCUAUACAAUGGAGUCUACCUUUGGCGGGUCUACCCUAGGCAGUAAAAGAGACACUCAUUUUACCACUGAGGACCUGAAGUCCCUAGGUUAUCAUGUCUGUGACACUAUUCUGGAUUUCUGUGAUCCUGACCAGACCAAGUACACUCAGUGUCUACAGGAGCUUAAGGAGCUCUUACAACAGGAAAUCCACAAGAAGUUCAAUAACUCUGGACAAGAGAUGGACUUAGAAGGAAGCUGGAGUGACUUUCCUUUGUCCGACAUCGAAUCCAGCACAAGUGGCUCUGACAGCUCCCUCUCGGGUGGUCUUCCUGCCCACCUACUGAGCAUGGCAGAUGAGGAACAGCUGAAUCAGAAAAUGGUGUUAAUGAAGCCAAAGAAGAAAAGACUUCAGACGAGGAAGCAACGAAACGAGCAGCACCAGAACUAUUUGAUGCGGGAGUUAAAGUUGACAGAGGACACCCCAACAGAGUUAAGUGGAAGAGACAAAGGCACCUCCCUGGACCCACCACUGACCAGCCUGGUUCUACCUAAGAAUAAAGAAAUAAUUCAGAGUAAGAAGCCAGGCUUUACGUCAUGCUCUCCAAAGAGAAGCACAAACUCCAGCCUAGGGCCAGCUCCAGAUGUCAAGCCAAACUGGCCUAGGACUAAAUACCCUGCCACAAGGAAAGACCGCACCUCCACGGCGGUGUACCCAUCUUUGCACAUAUACACAUACCCUUAGGUGUGUGUUUCUGCUGUGACAUGCAGGUGCUUCCACCAAAGAUUUUGGGUAGUUUUAUUGGUUUUUGUUUUGUUUUCUAUGCAGUGUUGGGAACUAAACCUAGGGCACUGAGCAUAUGAGGCAAGGCCUUUACCAUUGAACUGUGUCUCCAGCUCCCUUGAAAAUGUUGUGGGUUAUACACAGUUAAAAGAGGAAAUCUGUGAAGGAAGUGGAAACUAUUUGUGGUGUGCUGUGCUGUGUGUUCACGCUGACCUGCACUCUGCACUUCCACUGUGCACCUCAUAAAUUCAGUGCUUUUAUCCUACGGUGAAAUUGUAAUUUGAUGUAUAGAAUAGCCUUUAUUGUAAGUUGAAGCAGAUACUCACGAAAAGACAGCACAUAUUCCACCAAUAGAUGUUCCCUCUAAAGUUAACGUAAGAGAUCAAACUAUUUUAAAUGUGUUUAGGGAACGUGCCAUAUGAAAAAGUCUGUGUCAAAAUUUCCAAAAGGUUAAAUGACCAGUCAGACUAUGGUAUAUCAGGUUUUCUCAAAGUGAGGUAUUUCUAUCUAGAAAAAACAAUUACAUGUAUUACUUAUAAUUUAAUGUUGCAUAUAUUAUGUUCAACGAGGUUGUGUAAAUUUUUAGCUCAACCAUUAAAAUUUUUUCUCCCUG
Alexandromys fortis (reed vole) is the source of this 3992-nucleotide messenger RNA. It is a transcript of the gene Agbl2, whose product is annotated as AGBL carboxypeptidase 2. Gene Ontology annotation, molecular function: zinc ion binding; metallocarboxypeptidase activity. NCBI's taxonomy places the organism in Eukaryota, Metazoa, Chordata, Mammalia, Rodentia, Cricetidae. Gene Ontology annotation, biological process: proteolysis. The transcript is spliced from 16 exons. The coding region runs from base 1073 to 3340 and encodes 755 amino acids. The record is from RefSeq and is a predicted model, not a curated record.